Molecule: messenger RNA, 555 nt
Organism: Thlaspi arvense
Lineage: Eukaryota; Viridiplantae; Streptophyta; Magnoliopsida; Brassicales; Brassicaceae
Source: the annotation of a GenBank genome assembly
AUGGGUUUUUCUUGCGUCACAAGAAGCCUGUAUUCGAUUCUCCCUCUUCUCCUUCUUCUAUCAAUCACCCCUUUGUCUUCGUCAUUUUCUCCGAGUGAAUAUGUCACGAAGGAAUCACUUGAUGCACUCUGCUCGCAGCCGUCAAUUUACAAGCACUUCUGCGUCGUUUGGCUAGGCUCUGACCCAAAAACGUUCACCCUCGACAUUCAAGGACUUAUCGGUAUGGCCACCCAAAAGACGGAGGGUUUGGGGGACAAGAACCGCGGGAUGCUAUUUGACUUAGGAUUCACGACUCAUAGGCCCGACAUCCCAUAUGGGCCUUGCGUGAGAAAGUAUGAUUCAUCCAUUCAAGCCAUCCGGAAAGCUGAAGGGUUUGCGAGCUCUAAGGACUACGUGUCAGCAAUGAAGGCGGCUGCUACGGCCUUGGAUAAUAUAGCUAUGUGCAAUGCUCUCCUUGAACAAAAGCCGAUCCCGGCUUAUGCUGCGUCAAGCAAUUUGAUGUUUGAAAGAAUGUGUAACAUUCUCAGGGUUUUCACCAACGCUUUGAUAGUUUGA